AUGGCGAAGACUCAAGUCGAAUUUCACGAUUUCCUGGACCUGCAAAAGGUCGUCUUCGACUGGGCUGACAGCUAUGACUCCAAAGACUGGGACCGUCUCCGCGGUAUCGUCGCCCCGAACCUCACCGUCGACUAUACCCAAAUCGGCCUCCGAAAAUGGGACCCCAUGCCUGCUGAGGAGUACCUCCAGAUGGUAUCCAGCCCCGACUUCCUUGGCGACCCGACAAUUAAGACGCAACAUCUACUGGGUGCCACUGUUUGGGAGAAGAUUUCGGAUGACUUUGUCAUUGGCCACCACCAGCUGCGAGCGGCGCACCUGGUCUAUACUGAUCCUGGGUUGAGUGAGGUGAAGCUUAAGGGGCAUUCGCAUGCGACGAAUGAGCAUUACUACCGGAAGGUAGAUGGGGUGUGGAAGUUUGCGGGCUUGAAACCGACGGUGAGGUUCAAUGAGGACCGGUUUGAUGAUGUUUUUAAGGCGACGCAGUGA
Messenger RNA from Aspergillus chevalieri, 486 nucleotides. RefSeq names its product scytalone dehydratase arp1 (gene arp1). The record is from RefSeq and is a predicted model, not a curated record. Lineage: Eukaryota; Fungi; Ascomycota; Eurotiomycetes; Eurotiales; Aspergillaceae. Gene Ontology annotation, biological process: melanin metabolic process. The transcript is spliced from 3 exons. The coding region runs from base 1 to 486 and encodes 161 amino acids. Gene Ontology annotation, molecular function: scytalone dehydratase activity.